AUGGUGAAGAAGUGGAAGGACGAUUCGGAUAGGCAGUGGAUCAGAAGCGUCCAUAUGCAACGUGGUGGGCAGCGUGAGUUGCUCUCUGCGAGCCGCAACGGCAAAGUCAAGCUUUGGGACAUUCGUAUGGACAAGCCGCUCCAAACAUUCCAGACUACGAGAGACAUCCUACGCACAGCAAGCACGCACGAGCAUCUACCUGUCUUUGCAGUGGGCACGUCAGCACACAUCGUCAAGGUAUUCAACUUUGACGGUAAAGAGCUCUCUCGAGUUGAGCCUUACUCGAGCUUCCUUGGCCAAAACCGAGGCUCACCCAUUUCUGCCACAGCAUUCCAUCCUCAUCGGAUGGUGCUCGGUGCUGCUGCUCGUGGUGACCACCACAUUAACCUCUUCACCUGCGCGUCGGAGAGAGCUGAUUGA
This is a messenger RNA of Phaeoacremonium minimum UCRPA7, 420 nucleotides long. Its product is annotated as putative wd repeat domain-containing protein mip1 protein. Bases 1 to 420 code for a protein of 139 amino acids. Lineage: Eukaryota; Fungi; Ascomycota; Sordariomycetes; Togniniales; Togniniaceae. Gene Ontology annotation, biological process: TOR signaling; cellular response to amino acid stimulus; positive regulation of protein serine/threonine kinase activity. The record is from RefSeq and is a predicted model, not a curated record. Gene Ontology annotation, cellular component: TORC1 complex; cytoplasm. Gene Ontology annotation, molecular function: protein-macromolecule adaptor activity; protein binding. The transcript has 2 exons.